UCGCGUUAUUCUCUUCGGCACUGUUUCCCCGCUGAGGCCUACAGAUGGCCGUGCUGGAAUCUCAUCAAUGGAAUUUCUUCGGUGCAUCUUUGCUGCUGUUAUCGCUUACAACGCAGAGUGAAGCUACUAAUCUUACUGAAGUUGCAGACAAUUCAGUAUCAAAACAAGUUGCAGUGAAAGACAAGGACGAGACUGUAUGUCCCACUGUGUCAGCCACGUUGCCUAUCUUCUCCUUGCCCUGCAAGACAAAUAAAGAUUGUGAUGUUCUUGGUGAACUAUGCUGUAAUGUCGAUGGAAAGCUGCGUUGUCGGAAAGGCGUGCCAAGACCUACCCCAAAACCAAUACACACACCACUGUUGGGAUUCAUCCCUAGAGAUUGUCCAACAUUCCCAGUAACUGAAAUUCUGCCAGUGAAGAAUUGCACCAACGAUUCAGACUGCUGGCCUCGUAUCUGUUGCCCAGAUGGACAAUACAGCUACUGUCGAACUUCAACGCAUCAAUGGGAGGAGUCUACAGGGUUUUCUUCUUUGAGAAGCACAAUUCCUUACCUGCAAUGUACCCCUCCACCACCGAUACUUUUUGAUCUUUUCCCCAAACCCUGUAGAACUCCUAUUGAUUGUUUCCCAAACCUGUGCUGCCAGGAACAAGGCAAGAAAUUCUGUCGACCACCCAAGAAGUCUCUGCUAGCUUUGAUUGCAACAGUUAGACAGAGAUUGGGAUGAGGAUGAGAAUAAACACCAAUAAAAAUGAUCAACACUCAACUUGCCUAAAGGUUUAUUUCUUGACCAAAAGCCAUUAAGCAAGAGUGGUAAUAUGGAAUUCAGAAAAUGUCCAAUUUAAACAAAUGAAACACAAACUGCCCGCCGGGGUCCCAUGCUGACGUUGCAUUAUCAUCUCUUCCAUGAACAAUCUUCAAUGAAGAGUCGGACACUAUUUAGUCCAACUAGAAAAGAACAGAAAGGUGCAAAUGUGAAAUGUUGUGUACCAAACAUGUUUAAAUUGUAAAUAUUUACUCAUGUACUGCUUCUAGUUCAUGGCUAAUGCAAUUUUCCAACACUAAUCAUAAACAUACAAGUUUAAGUAUCAAAUACAAUCAUGCAGGACACAACGUUUCUGUAUUGUAAUGUGACAAUGAAUAAUAAAGUUACUGUAGAAAAUCUUA
Molecule: messenger RNA, 1162 nt
Organism: Zootermopsis nevadensis
Lineage: Eukaryota; Metazoa; Arthropoda; Insecta; Blattodea; Termopsidae
Source: RefSeq, a predicted model, not a curated record